This is a messenger RNA of Phragmites australis (common reed), 1198 nucleotides long. RefSeq lists its product as uncharacterized. The transcript has 5 exons. The record is from RefSeq and is a predicted model, not a curated record. Gene Ontology annotation, molecular function: protein binding. Lineage: Eukaryota; Viridiplantae; Streptophyta; Magnoliopsida; Poales; Poaceae. Bases 136 to 840 code for a protein of 234 amino acids.
AAACAAAAAAAAAAAAUCCCCAAAGCGCAUAAACCCCGCAGCCCGACGCGAUUCUGGCGGCCGGCGCACGUCUUCGAGAGGGACUCCUCGAGCGAGUUCGAAACUUCGAGUCCCCUCCUCCCAUCAGGGCAAGCGAUGGUGGUGAUCGAGCCGGAGCCGGAGCAGGAGUUGGAGGAGGCGGCACGCCCCUCGUCUCCGGUGCCCGAGGAGCAGGUGGCGGCCGCGGCCGGCGGGGAGGCGCCGAGGGCGGAGGAAGAGGAUGAUGCCUUCGAGGACGCGCUCACCGACGAGCAGCUGCGAGAGAAAGCUAGAAGCCAAGCAAAUGAUGCAAAAACAGAAGGAAACAAACUUUUUGGUGCUGGACAGUAUGAGGAAGCAUUAUCGCAAUAUGAAAUAGCAUUGCAAAUUGCUGCUGAGCUGGAAUCUGCUGAAGAUAUAUGCUCUGCAUGCCAUUCAAAUCGUGCUGUAUGCUUUUUGAAAUUGGGGAAAUACGACGAAACAAUUAAAGAAUGCACAAAAGCACUUGAGCUGAAUCCAUCGUACUUGAAAGCCUUGCUCCGGAGGGCCGAAGCACAUGAAAAGCUCGAACACUAUGAUGAAGCUAUUUCUGAUAUGAAAAAGGUUAUUGAGUUUGAUCCUUCAAAUCAAGAAGCCAGGAGAUCACUGUUCCGACUUGAGCCCCUAGCAGCUGAGAAAAGGGAAAAGAUGAAGGAAGAAAUGAUUGGAAAGAUGAAAGAUUUGGGGAACUCUCUGCUGGGCCACUUCGGAAUGAGUGUUGACAAUUUUAAAGCUGUUAAAGAUCCAAACACAGGCUCAUACUCCAUUUCUUUCCAGAAGUAACACAAGGUGAAGAAAUACAUGGAUGAAUAUGGCUGGGAGGCAUAUUUCAGUUAAUGGAUUCACUGGGUUCUCAUGGUAAUUGUUCAAGGAGCUUCUAUACCACAUACUUGGUCCACAUUCAAAUAGAAUCCUGCAAAUUGAUUUGAAGACAGAGCAUCAAUAUGAGCAGUUCUGGAUUAUUUUGUUUGCACUUGGUGCAUGUCAGAGAUGAUUACUCGAGUGUGAGCUUGUACGAUACACCCUUUCUACUCAGGCAUUUUCCUGAAUAUAACGUUUUCUUGUCAUGAAACUGUUUCUUGUGUCUGUUGUGACAGUGCCUUCACUGUUAGAGAAUUGCACUUGCAGACUCUUUAAAUUU